UGCAAGGUGCCCGGCUGCGGCAAGUGCUUCAAGCGCAGCGAACACCUCAAGCGGCACGUGCGCUCGAUCCACACGAACGAGCGGCCAUUCCAGUGCCAGUGGCCGACGUGCAAGCGCCUCUUCUCCCGCCACGACAACCUCAACCAGCAC
Messenger RNA from Rhodotorula graminis WP1, 150 nucleotides. RefSeq lists its product as uncharacterized. Gene Ontology annotation, cellular component: nucleus. The transcript has a single exon. Gene Ontology annotation, molecular function: RNA polymerase II cis-regulatory region sequence-specific DNA binding; DNA-binding transcription factor activity, RNA polymerase II-specific. Gene Ontology annotation, biological process: regulation of transcription by RNA polymerase II. Lineage: Eukaryota; Fungi; Basidiomycota; Microbotryomycetes; Sporidiobolales; Sporidiobolaceae. The annotation marks the transcript as partial. The record is from RefSeq and is a predicted model, not a curated record.